CCUAAAGAAAUUCCGCUAAUAAUUUUCGCCAGUCACAACCUCAAAGACGACGAGGGGGCGGGGACCAGAUCUCAACGAGAGGAGACGAGGCAAUUGCCCCUGCGGCGCGUUGUUGUCGGAAUCCUUCAGCAGGAAUUUGGGCUUGGGCGGUGAAUAGGGGGGAUGGGCUCCUCCGAUAACGCUAAUUGGUUCCUCGAUUGCUCGCUGAUCGACGAUAUCCCUGACAAUGGAGGGUUUUAUUGGGCUCCUCAGGGCCUCGACCCUGUUUCCAAUAUCAGUGUGGAUAUGGACAGUUCUUUUUUAAAUUCUGCCGGUCUUAAGGAACCUGGCUCUGCAAAACGUAUGAGAUCAGAGUCCUCUAGUCAACCUUCCUCCAAAGCCUGUAGGGAGAAGAUGAGAAGGGAAAGGCUGAAUGAUAGGUUCUUGGAAUUAAGUUCGGUUCUUGAUCCCGUGAAUCCACCAAAGACAGACAAAGCUGCUAUUUUAAACGACGCUGUUCAAUUGGUGACUCAACUGCACAAUGAAGCACAGAAGCUGAAAGAUUCAAAUGAAAGCCUCCGGGAAAAGAUAAAAGAAUUGAAAGAUGAGAAGAACGAGCUUCGCGAUGAGAAGCAGAGGCUAAAGGCAGAGAAGGAAAGUCUCGAGCAGCAAGUAAAGAUUCUGAAUGCGAUACCAAGCUAUGUGCCUCAACCACCCAUGGUGCCCAGUCCCUUUGCAGCCCAAGGACAAGCGCCGCCCGGACACAAGCUCAUGGUUCCCAUCAUCGGUUUCCCCGGCUUCCCAAUGUGGCAAUACAUGCCACCUUCUGACGUCGAUACGUCACAGGAUGCCGAUAACUGCCCGCCUGUUGCUUAAUCAGCAGGUGGAUCAGGUUCAAGAAAACUUCUUGUAGCCUCUUACACAUUGGGCUAACAAGGUUAGUUUCUGAUUGUAGUUUCGAUGAAUCCGCUGCCUAUGUAUGUUUGCUUCAUGAUUUUGGGUUUUGGUUAAGUGGUUAGGAAGCUUUAGAUCUGAGUAAGUUCUGAUUCUAGCUUCUGCCAUCUCUAUGUGGAGAAUCCUUCAUUUCAAUGUAAUAUCAAUCGAUAUUUCUUA
Molecule: messenger RNA, 1092 nt
Organism: Zingiber officinale
Lineage: Eukaryota; Viridiplantae; Streptophyta; Magnoliopsida; Zingiberales; Zingiberaceae
Product: transcription factor ILR3-like
Exons: 5
Coding region: 163-855 (230 amino acids)
Biological process (GO): intracellular iron ion homeostasis; regulation of DNA-templated transcription
Molecular function (GO): protein dimerization activity; DNA-binding transcription factor activity
Source: RefSeq, a predicted model, not a curated record